Molecule: messenger RNA, 1425 nt
Organism: Gaeumannomyces tritici R3-111a-1
Lineage: Eukaryota; Fungi; Ascomycota; Sordariomycetes; Magnaporthales; Magnaporthaceae
Exons: 3
Coding region: 98-814 (238 amino acids)
Cellular component (GO): RNA polymerase II transcription regulator complex
Molecular function (GO): DNA-binding transcription activator activity, RNA polymerase II-specific; transcription cis-regulatory region binding
Source: RefSeq, a predicted model, not a curated record
CCCCCCCCCCCCCCCCCCCCAGCGGAGCUCGGCCGAGCUAGCAGCGACGGAAAUAACAGCAGCAACAACACGGGCAGAUAAGAAGGGAGACGGCGCCAUGGAGCAAAUCAGCCCCCUGCUCGACCUACCAUCACCAGUCAGCUCCUACCACUAUCUGUAUGGGCAGGAGUCAGAGCAGUAUCUGGACGCGCACACGUCGGAUUCGCAAAGCCCCAUCAACUCGCAGUACGACAUGUCCUACCUGCAAGAUUUCGGAUUGGGAGAGGUGUACCCAAGCCCACCAGAGGCGGGCGAGGGAGAGGCGGAUUCGCCGACGAGCCACGACGGCUCGCCGACGGCGCCAAAGGCCCCCGCAAAGAGGAAACGGGAGAAUCGGUACAAGAACGCCCCGCCGUCUGUGCUUUCGCGCCGGCGAGCACAAAACAGGGCGUCGCAGCGGGCCUACCGCGAGCGCAAGGACCAGCGCAUAAAGGACCUCGAGCAGAUGCUGAGCGACUCCAAGCAGCGCAACGACGUCCUCAGCCAGGCCUACCAGGGCCUGCACGCCGAGUACGUCAAGCUCAAGACCGCCCAGCAGAUGUCGGCGGCGGCAGCAGCAGCAGCAGCAGCAGCAACAGAAGGGAGAGGAGAACAGCGCCAGCACCACCCCCACUGCCAACAGCACCAGCAGCAACAACAACAACACGCAGCAACGUCAACGUACGCCGCCUCAAUAGCAGCCUUCGCCGACCCCGCCGCCCUCGGGCUACCCGACCCGGGCCUCGAGCUCGACGUGUUUGGAUACACCGACAUGACCACCUAUGCGCAUAUCUGAGGAGGGGAGAGGGGCCUUUUUUUUCUUCUUUUCCUUGGCGCACGCCCACCAUCACCCACCAAAUCCCACAAAAACCCCCCACACCCCACCAAUACAUUCCAUAUUUGAAGGCAUUGGAUGCACCACGAAUUCACCACCCUUUUGGGAUUUUGUCGGCUGGGCGGUCUGCGUGCUUUUCUAUUGUAUUUUUUUUUUUUUUUUCGGCGCUUGCUUAAUGCUUGAUGGCGCAACGACGCGGGGGGAUUUCUAAUCCCGCGACAUCCUGGUCUUUGGUUUCCCACCUUUCCGCGCCCGCCACUUUUCUCUUGUUUUAUCUAGCUCGGCUCGGCGCAAAAACGUAAAGUUCAAAUGGAGGUUUCUGUCAAUUCUUAUCUGGGCUUGCUAUCUUCCGACGGAGUUCUUUUUUCUUUCCGGGUAGGGGCAAUGGAUGGGGGAGGGAGGUCCCAUUUGAUUUCCCAUUUACGACUACAUUCUCUGGGUAGUUAAGCGGUUUUCUUAGCCGGCAAACGGGUGGCACCAACAUUCAUAUUCUCAAUGUCCCUGUCUGCUGUCAUGAAUAGCCAAGGCUGCCGUUAUGGAGGCGGAUCUGCCAACAUCGUUGGAGACGGACG